GUUCUUAGUUCCCUCAUUUCCCACGUCUCUCUCUCUCUCUCUCUCUUCUAUCUUUCUCUCUCUUUUUCUCUCUCUCUCAUUAACUACUUGCGACUUAUCUGUCUUCCGGUACCGAGAUCGAAGAAACGUCCCGAAUCAUCCCAUCUUAUGAUUUGGCUCGUCUCGUCGAACACUGGUCCCUGUCCUUCCUUCACAGAAUCCAACCACUUCUAUCAGAUAUAGCAAGAGAACCACCCCCCUUCAGCGAAGCUUGGAAGCCGAUAUCCUAUUUCGUACUUCCUUCUUCAGUCAUUCCUUCAUUCUAAGAGCAAGAGACACUAUACAUUCAUUCACAUCGUCGUCGAUUGCCUGUUGCUCGGGAUAUAACCAGAGCAUUCAUCGCUUCGGACGCACACCACACUACUACUAUACUAUAUUUAAUAUCUUAGAGAGUAGAGUCAACUCUACUCUCGCCCAAUCCUCAAACAUCUCACCACCUAUCUAGUGAUCGCCAAUAAUGGACGCAACAUACACAAUGGCUCCCACCUCGGUGCAGGGACAACCGUCAUUUGCAUACUACCCGGCUGCUGACUCGCAACCGAGACAACAGCAACAUUUCACCAGUCACCCGUCCGACAUGCAACCGUACUAUGGACAGGUGCAGGCCUACCAACAACCGCAGCACGGUCUUCCAGAGCAACCCAUGUACACCACGCUGAACAUGCACCAGAUGGCUACCGCGAAUGCAUUCCGUGGGGCCAUGAACAUGACCCCCGUCGCCUCUCCUCAGCCAUCCCACAUGAAGACUGCCUUUGUUGGCCAGCAUGGUUCGACUCUGAUGCCUCUGGACACGCGGUUCGUCAGCAGUGACUACUACGCUUUUCCUUCUACUCCCCCUCUUUCUACUGCCGGAAGCUCGAUCAGCAGCCCGCCGUCGACCAACGGUACGCUGCAUACCCCGCUUCAAGACAGCUUCUUCGCAUUCGAGAAAGUUGAGGGCGUGAAAGAGGGGUGUGAAGGCGAAGUCCACGCCGAACUCCUGGCGAACGCUGACUGGACCCGGUCUGCUUCGCCUCCUAUGACGCCUGUUUUCAUUCACCCCCCUUCUCUCGCCGCCAGCCAAAGCUCCGAUCUUCUGUCUGCCAACAGCUCCUGCCCGUCUCUUUCCCCUUCGCCGCCGCCCGUUUCCAACAUGCUUGCCCAGUCUCAAUCGGGUCUCCCUGUGGAACAGUCCAACUCCGACUUUUGCGACCCCCGCCAGCUGACCGUGGAGUCUUCGAUCAACGCCGCUACCCCUGGGGAUCUUCCCCCGCUGCCCGCUCUUGGCUGCGAUGAGGAGGAGCCCAAGGUCGUCCUGACCAACGAGGCUGUGACCCUGCCAAUCCAUGAGAACCCGUCGCCUUGCUUCACUUCUUGCACCGAGGAUCCCCUGAGUACCUUGCCCACCUUUGACAGCUUCUCUGACCUGGACUCGGAGGACGAGUUUGUGAACCGCCUCGUCGACUUCCACCCCAGCGGUAACGCUUUCUACAUGGGUGACAAGCGCCAGCGCAUGAGCACCUACUCGCUUGACGAGGAUGAGUUCCUGAGCGAGGAGAGCCUGGAUGAGUCGGAUGACCAGGACUCGAGCCUGUCUGGACUCCCCACUCUGGAUAGCUCCGAGUUCACUGGGUACCCUAGCAGCGUUAGCGAGGCCUCCACCGACAUGAGCAAGAAGCGACGCAAGUCGGUUAAGAACCCGGAGACCGACGAGGCCGGCAAGAAGGCCCACGUUUCUGUCAGCGCUCGCUCCGGCAGUGCCGACUCGUUGACCCACUCGGCCGAUGGCUGCUGCGGCUCGGAAGUCAACGCUUCCAGCCCCUCCGAGGCUCCCUCCGCCCCUGUGUCGGUCAACCGUCGCGGCCGCAAGCAGUCGCUGACUGACGACCCCUCCAAGACGUUCGUCUGCACCCUGUGCUCGCGUCGCUUCCGUCGCCAGGAGCACCUCAAGCGCCACUACCGGUCUCUGCACACUCAAGACAAGCCCUUCGAAUGCAACGAGUGUGGUAAGAAAUUCUCGCGCAGUGACAACCUCGCUCAGCACGCCCGCACUCACGGCAGUGGAUCGAUGGUGAUGGGCGUUCUUGAUGCGUCCCAGCGGGGUUCCUUCGACGAGCGCGAUCCCAGCACAUUGGGAGCAGCGCUGUACGAAGCUGCCAACGCUGCCGCCACGAAGUCGACAAUGAGCGACUCUGAGGACGGCAUUUCCGAGACACCGUCCGUCGACCGACGUGCCGCCAAGAAGCGCAAGCGCGAGGAGAACGCUUAAACCGUUCCCCGCUUACAGCUUAUCACGAUGAAAUGAGACCAGGAGCAUCCUCUUAUAAACUAAUAUCUAUACACAUAUAAUCAUUCCAACCCUGGGUUGGAUACUCAUCGUUCUUUUGCGAUUUGGCGUCCGGGCAUUCACACUGGCGGUGACGGAAAGGUGUACGGCAUCGAAGUCUUUUCUCACGGCUGGCAGAGAAGACAAAAUUAUACAGGUUUCAUGGUCGGCGAAUGACCGGCAUUCUUUUUUUUUUUAUUUGGAGGCAAUAGACCGGCUGUCUGGGCGCACUCUGGAGUCCAUGGUUGGCCUAAAAUCAUAGAACGCAUUUGUCUCCUAUUGUUUCGAGACAAGGACGGUGACUGGGGUUUUGUUUGCUUUUGUCCGAUUUCCUUUUUCUGUCUUUGCAUUUGUUUUUCUUGUCUGCACAUCUGACACACAUUUGCCAUUUACCCUCUUCCCCUGGAAUGGAUCGAUCUGUUGAAUCCAAAGUCUGAUCAACCGACCAUCCUGGGACUUCUUGUACUCCCCAUUUUUCCUACCCUCACAUUAUUUUCGCUUCUCUAUCCAUACUUCUCGUUCACCCCCUUCUUGUAUCCCUUAUUUCGAUGUAAUCAUCUUUCUGUGUUGAUUUUGGUUUUUGUUUGAUCUUUCCCAUCUCGCACCCCAACUCAUUUUCUUGUGCUGGUCACAUGUAUAAUCUAAUUCCGAUCUCCCCCCAAUCGUUGCCUCAUACCCCUGUGCGCAUAUCUCCUUUUUCCCCCCCUUGUCUGAUCUUUAUCUUGUUGUUUCCAACCCCAUUCAGUUUGUGGUUUCUUGCACUGUGCAUAAUUAUUCCCCUCUUCUGCUAUUCUUUGUUGAGCGUACCAUUCGUUUGCGGCAUAACUAGUGUGAUAAUUGAGGAUUUGUGAAU
This is a messenger RNA of Aspergillus melleus, 3197 nucleotides long. It is a transcript of the gene sebA, whose product is annotated as putative C2H2 transcription factor (Seb1). The record is from RefSeq and is a predicted model, not a curated record. The coding region runs from base 497 to 2287 and encodes 596 amino acids. Gene Ontology annotation, biological process: regulation of transcription by RNA polymerase II. Gene Ontology annotation, molecular function: RNA polymerase II cis-regulatory region sequence-specific DNA binding; DNA-binding transcription factor activity, RNA polymerase II-specific. The transcript has 3 exons. NCBI's taxonomy places the organism in Eukaryota, Fungi, Ascomycota, Eurotiomycetes, Eurotiales, Aspergillaceae.